CAUCAGUGCCGACAGCCUCCUAGUCUCCACAACUCCUGCUCGGUCCAACUCGACUUGACUCCUCUCCUGAAAACAUUUGACCUGUAGAGGAUUCAAAGAGGGAGGCGAGCUGGAAACCAUGAGCCACCUGAGUCCAGGACUUAUUGCAGCCUACAACAGUCUGACCGACAAACACCUCGCUGGAUACUUCAGCAACACUCGGAUCAGAAGACACUUGCACAGAGCAGGACUGAUCACCAGGAGUGGCCGUAUUGUUCCAGACAAAGAGUACAGACACAAGCUGUUCCAGAGAACCCACCAGAGACAUGUUCGAGAAUGCCUGGCCCAGGCCAUCUUCCACAAGGUGCUGGAGAUGGAGCGUCUCCAUCAAAUUGAGAUCAAAAAGAAGCUGGAGGAGUUUGGGAGGAGGGAAAGAGUGCACAAGAUCAAGGUGGAUCGCUCUCGAAGGUACGAAGAAGACAUCAUCCGCACCAUGUCUCCACGCCCACCCACGGGUGUCAGGGGAACCCGCAAACAGCACACUGGGCCAGAGGGGGAGCACUCCGAGUCUUCAGAGUCUCUGGGAUCGUCUCGACCCAACACGGCUCCAGGAAAGAUGCAGAGGCCUGUGCGUCUAAAGCCGAUCCACAGUUCCAGCACCACAGCUCCACUCAGACGCAGCUCCCCUUACAGACUCCUCGAGUCCACCAACGAGAACGACCAGCUGCUCAACUGCACCAUGGACAAGUCCCGGAGACGUUUGACCACAACCACAACGGAGACCUCCAAUGGCAUCUCGCCCUACUGCCUCCCAGUCAUCAACAAUUUUGUCACCCCAGUGCCUCCAGCCACAAAGAGAAAAGAGAGGGGGGUAAAGGUCACUCCCAGCGCCACGCUCAGAGGUCGCAGACUGCGCCCCACCACCGCCACCUGUGGAGCAGCCGACGUCAGUGAGGACCCCGCCAUGCCGAGGAGCUCUGUGCACCAGAGCAGGGUGUGUCUGAACAUGGUGUUCUUUGGCAAAACUGUUCAUCUCUCCCAUGACCUGAUCGACAUGAGGGACGAGGUGAAAGUGUUUCAGCAGCACUGUGGAGGAGAGAACCUGUGUGUGUACAAAGGCAAACUCCUUGAGGGAGAAACGUUUCAGUUCUUUUCACGGCGACACAGAGGCUUCCCCUUCAGUUUGACCUUCUUCCUGAACGGGCUGCAGGUGGAGCGACUGAGCUCCUGCUGCGAGUUCAAACACAGGAAAGGCCCCAGACUUGGCGGCAGGCACGGACACUUUGGCUUCUUCAGCGUAGAGGGGGCCUCACCCUGCUACAAGUGCAUCAUAGCAAUGGGAUUGGACAAAAAACCCACACCACCACCAAAGAGGGUGAAAGAUGAGGGGGGAGGAGGAGGAGAGGAGUCGGUCACCAGCCCAAAGGAUGGUCCUGAGAUGGAAACAGGACAGACUGGAGAGGAUGCCGUCUCCCACUCGGACUGUAAAACAAGUCAGCCACAGGACAUGAAGACUCAAGUCAAACAACCAACGUCCACCGAGGAGGACAAAGUCAAAGAUGAUUAUGAAGAAGAUUUUGAAGCAGACGACGAGGGCCCCGCUGAAGAGACAAAAGACAAAUCCCCUUCUCCAUCCAGUGAAAGCGAGAUGCAGGUUAAAGAGAGAGAAACCUCGGAGACUGAAGACGACGAGAAGGAUGACGACAUAAUGUCCCGUUCAGGCUCCAGCUGUUCAGGCAGCGACCGGGAGGCGAGCGAUGCCGAAGCCACAAAAGACUCCAGAGAGGACGAGAAAGCAGAGCAACCCGAAGAGGUUAAUCACGAAGAAAGCGUCGCUUCGCCACAAGAGGAAGAUGAACGGUAUCCAGGAGAAGCAGCUGCCGCCGAGGCCGAGUGCGGCGUGGCUAAAGACCCAGACUUACCAGUCAGUGCAGGGGACAGCACAGAGAUUGACAUGUGUGACACCAGCGUCCCCUCAGGUCAGGAGCACAAACAGAGCGACGACACCUCGGGAGAGAAAGACGCUGAGGAAACAGUGUGUGAGGGCGAACAGGAGGAACAGGAACAGGAGAGGGCUAAAUCUGUGCAGGAGAAGCUGGCAGAAGCAAUACUGAAGGAGUCCCAGCGCAGCUCUGAGCCCGAACUGAGCGACACCAGCACCGAGGAGGACGAGGAGGCCACAGAUAAAGGCCACGGACAGAAUGACAAUGAUGUUGUUCCAGAGCAGCAACAAACCUCAGUGGAGGAGACGAAAUGUGAGGAAAGUGUUGGUGAACUGCAUCAGGAAGAAACAUCUGAGCCAAAACAACAGGAGGAUGAAACUGAAAGAGAGUCUCAUGAGAACAGCGAUAGCCCUAAAGAUGAAAUAGAUGAAGAUGACGGAAUGCCUGCCUCAGAAGAAGAAAAACACAAGUCACAAGACACUGGUGCAGCCCUACAUCCCGAGUCUGAAGAGAACAAAACUUCAGAAUCUCUGGAAGAUGCAGGAGCUAAAUGCUCUGAUCCCGACGGCGCACCAAAAGAUGUAGAAAAUGAGGAGAAAACUGCAGAGGUAGAGGAGGCUGACUCACAGCCCGACGAGACGGAGCGAGGGGCGAAGAGCAGUGAGGCGGAUGAAUCAUCAGUAGCAGAGCCGGAUAAAAAGACAGAUGAGACACCAGUGUCAGAUAAUGCAGAGGCGAUGACAGCGAGCACGACAAUGGAGAUGGAAGCAGAGCCCCCAGAGGAGCGAGAGGCCCUCAGCUGUGAAGAGGCACCUGUAACUGACACAGAGGAGAGGCAGCGGGGAGACAGCACAGACACGACGGCAGCAUCACAACCAGAAGUCACAGCAGAGAAUUCAAGCAGCUCGCUGGAGGGCAGCGCGGACACCACGGUGGAAAAAACAGCAGAUAUGAGCGAGGACAAUGCAAAGGAUGAGGGCAGUGAAGAUGGUAUUAGAGAGGAGGAGGCAGAGGAAGCGUCAGCUUCAACAAAAACAAGUAAAGAUGGCAAUCAACAAGAAGGAGUAGGAGAAGAGAGGAGAGAAGAAUCUGUGGAAAUAAAUGAUGAGGUAGAGAGGGAGAAAUGUGCAGAGAAAAGAAAGGAGGCAGAAAACCAAACAGACCCAGAUGAAACACCAGAAGAAGAAAAUAGUGAGGAAAAGGGAAAUAAUGAAACAGUUAAACAAGAGGAAGAGGGGGAUGAUGAAAGAAGGACAGAGGAAAUUGUAGAAAAUGAGGAAAAUGUUGUCAAGGAAACUAAAACAGAGUCGAUCGCUGCAAGACAGACAAACGAAGAGCCAGCUGAGAAAACCCUCGACGAAGAAGACAAAGUUGCGCGUGAAGAGAAAGCUGCAAAAGAUGAGGAUAGUGAAAGUGUUGAGGAUAAAAAUGAUGAGAAAGAAUCUGAAGCAAAGGAAGCCAUGAAUGGCAAAACAAAUGAAGGUGAGGAAAUAAACGAGACAAAGGCAGAUGCAGAUGAAGAAAAGGGCGAGGGAGCAGGAAAAGACGACAACAAAGAUGAACAAAGUGAAUCUGAGAAAAAUAAAGAUGACAAAGAAUAUGAAGAGAUAAAAACUAUUACUUCUAAGACUGAAGAGGCAGAAAAAGAAUCUGAGGUUACUGAAGAAUCUGAGAAAAUGACUGAUGGUGAGAAUACAUCUAAUAAAAAUACAAUUGAGUCAGAGGACGUCGGUUACGGUGAAGCAGCAGAUGAAACUAAAACUGAGGAGAUGUUAAACAAUGUGGAGGAGUCUGAAGAUGCUGGGAAAGACACUGAAGGAACUAGUAGCAACAGUAAAAUGCGAGAAAUUGAUGCAGAGAAUGGGGAGAUUUCAACUGGAGCAGAGAGAGAAAGUCAUGAUGAUGAGGUGGAGGCUUCAGUUGAGGACAAGAACGAUGUGAAGACAACAGAGCACGUCGAAGACGAAGGAAAAACAGAGGCGGGACCGACUGAAGAUGACAGUACAGAGGUAAAAGAAGAAGAGUCUGGAGAUGAUACUGGAAAACAUGAUAAUGAUGAUGUGGAUCGGGCCCCUGAGACAGAUGUGGCAGAAUGUGAAGCGAAGCAAGACGACGACCACAGUGGUGAAAAACAUGAUGAAUCUGCUCAAAGGGUUUCUGAGCAAGACAUAGAAGAGAUACUUGAGACAGAGAUAACGGAGGAAUCUAAACCAGACGACCUAAAUACAUGCAGAGAGGACGGUGAGGAAAGAAAACAUGAUGAAAAUUGCAACAAACCCAACAUCAACAACGAAAACCGAGAUUCUGACUCAACCCAAAAUAGCGAUAAAAUUAUCGACAAAGUGAUAAUGGCUUCUUCAUCCGAUCAGGCGCAGUCGUCGACGCCGACAGAUUUCGGUUUAGGGGGUACGUCUCAAAAGCUAGACGAGUCCACUGCAACCUCUGAUGACAAUGCUGCCGCCGAUGGAGAAAACGGGAGAGUAGACACGGAGGAGGCGAGCAAGGCCUCGGAGGAAGGAGAGAGUGUGCUGCUCAAACCUCGAGCACAGAACGACGAGGCGUCCGACGCAGAGGAGAGCGUCGCGCAGGUCAAAGGAACUCCGGAGGCCCUGGCAGCAGAAGACAACACGGACCUGGUCACUAACUGGGUGGCCGUGCAUCAAAUGUCAAAGUAUUUCGAGACGUUCGUUGAACCUUUAGAAGACCUGAAGCAAGAGACUCCACGCACUGAAGUGUCCCGCUCCAGUAAAGAAGAAGAGGCAAAAUCAUCGGAGCUGCUGAGAUUGGAGAGUCCACUUAAGGUGGCGAAGAUGUCCCAAAAUGAGCAAAUGCAAAAAGAUGAAAGUGAGAAAAUGGCCGCAGAGUCCGGCCUUGGGAACAGACACUCUGAAGAUGGACCUCAUGAGAACGACGCUGCCAAAGACGCACUCCAAGAGAAGGAGGAGACUGAGGUGGAGGACUUCAUACUGCAAACAAACACGGAAGACAACGAUGAAGAGUCUACACACGGGCGAAGACAAGGAAGCCAGGGAUCUGUCGAGGAAGACAAGGUCAAAGGAGGACAAACGCAGGGUGACAUUUCCAAAACUGAAAUGGAAAGUGUUGCAGGUACUCGUCUUUCUGUGGUCAGUGGGAAACCUGAGAGUGUGAAAGAGAAACUUCGUGAAGCGUCUGGCGAUGAGAAACAAACCGCAAAUGAAGAGACAGAGAAUCUUUUACCUCCGUCCAAAACAGAAGAGCAUGACGAGCGUCCGGCGAGUCCAGGUGGACCGAAGGGCACGGAGGAGCAGCGUGGGGAAACAGACGAACACAGUCGAGAAGUUACAGAAAUAACUGACUUCACUACGUCUGAAGAUGGAAGCCAAGCGGAGUCCCACAGCGGAGGGAUCCGACCCCAACCGUCCGCUGGCAGCGUCGGCGGAGAGAGAAGAGACGUGCAGUUGAUCCAGGACAUCAAACACACUCUCAGCAAAGACAGGCUGAGCUCGUUGUCAGUGGACCAUGAGACAACGUUUGGCCGCAGUUCAUAUCCGUUGCUGUCUGCUGCGAGGACGGAGAGUUGACUCCUCAGGACAUCGAGGUACGGUGACACUUCAAAAAGGAGAUAGAACUGAAAGCAAUACUGUUCCUUAAUUAUUCUUAAAAACUUCCAGAAACACAAGAGAAAGAAACCCUUUGUGCAAGUGUUCAGACAAUCGGAUGGUAUUGAAAAUUGAAGGUUUCAUGUGACGGUUAAAGUCCCAGUGUGUCAUUUUCUGGCGGCAUCUGGUGGUAAAGUUGCAAACUGCAACCAACUGAGAACCCGACAGGGGACACUUUAUGGUGGAACACCGCUGAUUCCAUUUCAGGUUUAAUUAAUUCAAAG
Scophthalmus maximus (turbot) is the source of this 5787-nucleotide messenger RNA. RefSeq names its product glutamate-rich 3 (gene erich3). The transcript has 14 exons. The record is from RefSeq and is a predicted model, not a curated record. NCBI's taxonomy places the organism in Eukaryota, Metazoa, Chordata, Actinopteri, Pleuronectiformes, Scophthalmidae. Bases 119 to 5485 code for a protein of 1788 amino acids.